CUGACUUCCUGAGCAGUGCCAGGACCGGGGCUUGGCCAAGGGACCUGAUGGCAGAGCCCAAGCCCCCUCCAGAGCCACAGCUGGAUGAAGCUGGAGCCCCCCCAGCAGGAGCUGCUCUGCCCCCGGACCCUGCACACAGCCCAUUGGACUCUGCAGUGGGUCCAGGACUGAUGCCCCGGACCGGGAACAGCCCUGACGCCUGCCAGGACCUCCAAACAGAUGGUGGGAAUGCUGACUUGGAGCCAAACGUGCCCCAGCUGGACCAGGAUGCAGCUGAGACCAGGAUCCCAUUGGAUGUGGAUGCGGCAGGAAUCCCGCUGGACGUGGAUGCAGAUAAAGCAGGGGUCCCACUGGAUGUGGAUGAGACAGGGAUCCUGCUAGAUGUGAAUGCAGGUGGGACAGGGAUCCCACUGGAUAUAGAUGCAGAUGGAGCAGAGAUCCCGCUGGAUGUGGAUGAAGCAGGAAUCCCACUGGACGUGGAUGCAGAUAAAGCAGGGGUCCCACUGGAUGUGGAUGAGACAGGGAUCCUGCUAGACGUGAAUGCAGGGGGAACAGGGAUCCCAUUGGAUAUAGAUGCAGAUGGAGCAGAGAUCCCACUGGAUGUGGAUGAAGCAGGGAUCCCACUGGACGUGGAUGGGGCAGGAAUCCAUCUGGACAUGGAUGCAGAUAGAGCAGGGAUCCCACUGUGCAUGGACACAGACAGGGCAGGAAUCCCAACUGACGUGGACACAGCCGGGGCUGGGAUCCCACUGGACAUGGACGCAGAGGGGGCAGAGGGCACAGAGCAGAAGUGCCUGACCCUGGAGGAGCUGGGUGACUACUUCCAGGAGUGCAUUGAAGCCGUGGAGCAGCUGGAGCAGGAGCGGGACAGCCUGAUCCUGGAGCUGGGGCAGCUCCGGGAGCCGGCGCUGCAGGAGAUCCGCCAUGCCCAUGAGGAGAUCCAGGCUGCGUGCCGGCUGCUGGCCCAGGUGGAGCUGGAGAGGGACAACCUGAAGGAUGAGAUCCGUCAGAUCAAGCAGAAGCUCUUCAAGGUGACCAAGGAGUGUGUGGCUUGUCAGUACCAGCUGGAGAGCCGGCGGCACGACCUGUCCCAGCACGCUGCUUACCGGGGCGAGCUGGAGACACAGGCAGGGCAGCUCUCCGGGGAGCUCUCCCAGCUCAAGGAGACCUGUGAGAAGGAGAAGGAGGCUCUGAGGCAGCGGCUGGAGGCUCCCCCGAGCCGCCAGGAUAACCUGUACCUGCAGGAGAGCCGCCGGCUCUCCAUGGAGUUCGAGAGCUUCGUGGCCCAGAGCCGGAGGGGGCUGGAGGAGCACUACGAGCCCCAACUGCUGCGGCUGCUGGAGAGGCGAGAGGCAGGGGCCAAGGCGCUGCAGGAGAUGCAGGGGGAGCUGCAGGGGAUGAAGGAUGCCCUGCGGCCCUUGCAGGGGGAGGUGAGCCAGCUGCGGCUGCAGAACCGGAGCCUGGAGGAGCAGAUCGUCCUUGCCAAGCAGAAACGGGAUGAGGAGGUCGGGCAGUACCGGGAACAGGUCGAGGAGCUGGAGGACAGGUUGAAGGAGCUGAAGAACGGGGUCCAGCUCCAGCAGCGCAAGAACCAGGAGCUGGAGGAGCUGAGGACCAGCCUCCACCGGGAGCUCUCCAUCUACAAGAGCUGCUUAGAAAUCUACGGCCACCUCUGCAAACCAGAAGACAAAACAGACCAGGACUGUCAGGAAUGAAGGACUUUUCCCCUCUCUGUAGCAGGAGUAAGGGACAGAGGGAUCUGCAGGGGACAUCUCCUCUUGCUGCUUACCCUACCCGAGGCACAGCAGCUGCCUGAAGUCAGGAAUACUGCACAAUCACUCGUGUGUAUUCCUCAAGGUGCUGCUGGUGAUCGAGUAGUAAAACUGCUGAGCAAAUACUUGCACUGAACCAUGGACAUAGAUGAACAGAUGUAUGUUGUGCUGUGUUUGGGAACACGUCUUGGUGCAGGGGUGGAGUGUAUGAGCCUGCCCAGGAAGCAGUGCUCUGGGAGCCAGUGUUCCCCAGUUGAGUUUUAAAGUUUACAGGCAAGAGCUUUAUGCUUUUAACAGGGUUUUCUUUUGUAUUGCAAGGGCCUCUGCUGUACUGGGACAUGCUCCACCACGGGCCAC
Melopsittacus undulatus (budgerigar) is the source of this 2129-nucleotide messenger RNA. RefSeq names its product syncoilin, intermediate filament protein (gene SYNC). NCBI's taxonomy places the organism in Eukaryota, Metazoa, Chordata, Aves, Psittaciformes, Psittaculidae. The record is from RefSeq and is a predicted model, not a curated record. The transcript has 4 exons. Gene Ontology annotation, cellular component: intermediate filament. Bases 48 to 1715 code for a protein of 555 amino acids.